Hippocampus zosterae (dwarf seahorse) is the source of this 4504-nucleotide messenger RNA. It is a transcript of the gene slitrk3a, whose product is annotated as SLIT and NTRK-like family, member 3a. Gene Ontology annotation, cellular component: postsynaptic density membrane; GABA-ergic synapse. NCBI's taxonomy places the organism in Eukaryota, Metazoa, Chordata, Actinopteri, Syngnathiformes, Syngnathidae. Gene Ontology annotation, biological process: axonogenesis; regulation of presynapse assembly; positive regulation of synapse assembly. The coding region runs from base 714 to 3422 and encodes 902 amino acids. The transcript has 3 exons. Gene Ontology annotation, molecular function: protein binding. The record is from RefSeq and is a predicted model, not a curated record.
CCUCCACCUCCACCCCGCCGGCUGGCUCAGUCCCUCCUCAUCACUCCUGUGACGCACGACAGCAGGCAUUUUUUUCGUGAGGGGGACGCGUGGAAAAGAAAGCGAGGCAGCUUGCGGUUGGGGGGGCAAAUGAAACUAAAUAAAAGCCACCGAGCAAUUCUGUCUACAUUCCUGCUGCCCAUUGCUCCAACCGUCAAGAGGACGCGGUCCUGAGGAGAGUAUUGUCACCCGGCUGCGCAGUCGUUGUGCGCGCGGGGCGGCGGCGGAGGAGGAGGAGGAGGAGGAAGAAGAAGAAGAAGCAGGACGGGCAGGAGUCGAGGACUUGCAUUUUAAGCACACACCGGAGAGUUGGAAGAAGGGGAGAGUGUCAGAGUCACCGGAGAGCGAGGGAGAGAUUUCACAUUCCUCUCACGUCUUCAUCUCUCCUCUUCCUCCUCAGCCACGGGGAAGGAGAUGGAGCGGGAGAUGGGGAAGGAAGCGAGAGACAACUCAAGUCUUGCUCCCCUUUUUGCUUUCAUUCUCGCUCUUAUUUCUCCCAAAUGCUUCGCAGCUGCGGCGCACAUCUGAGCCCAGCAUCGGACAGUGAGCAGGACGUUGCGGGCCAGAACAGAACACGCCGCAGGAGGAUGAAGAAGUGGGAAUCCCUCUAAACUAAUGCUGUGAAGUGGCUCUCUUCCUGGAGCCCAGACUUCACCCACUUGGUGUCAGCGAGGAUGCUGUGGGUUACCUUGCUGAGCACCAUAGCCUUAGGAUGGACCACCCCGAUCCCAUUACUGGAGGACUCGGAGGAGAUCGAUGAGCCGUGCUUCGAGCCCUGCUACUGCGAGGUCAAAGAGGGCAUUUUUCUCGUGCACUGUGACAGCAAAGGAUUUACAAACGUGAGCCAGGUUGCUCAGAUAUGGAGCCGGCCGUUCAAACUCAACCUGCAGAGAAACUCCAUGAGGAAGCUGUACUUUAACGGCUUUCUCCAUCUCAACAAUGCCAUAUCUAUCAAUCUCGGUAAUAACGCCUUGCAAGAUAUCCACGCGGGAGCGUUCAACGGCUUGGGAAUACUCAAACGGCUUUUCUUGCACGAGAACAAACUGGAGAUUUUCCGGAAUGACACGUUCCUCGGACUGGAGAGUUUAGAGUAUCUCCAGGCAGACUACAAUGUUAUCAAAAGGAUUGAAAGUGGUGCAUUCAGGCACUUACACAAAUUGAGAGUGCUUAUACUAAAUGACAAUCUGAUUCCCGUGCUCCCCAAUUAUCUGUUCCGCUCUGUUUCACUCACACACUUGGACCUUCGGGGGAACCGGCUAAAGACGAUGCCCUACAAGGGCACAUUGGAGUACGUUGGGCGGAAUUUGAUGGAAAUUCAGCUGGAAGAGAACCCUUGGAACUGCGUGUGUGAGAUUGUCCAACUCAAGACUUGGCUAGAGAGGAUUCCUUAUACCGCCCUGGUCGGCGAGAUAACGUGUGAAUACCCGUUCCAUUUACAUGGGAAAGACUUGCGGGAAAUCAAGCGCAGCGAGCUUUGUCCUUUGCUCUCCGAUUCCGAGAUUGAGGCCAAACUUGGAAUUCCCCGCAUCCCGUUCAACAGCGACAACACGUGGCCUACCAAACCGUCCUCCAUGCUCUCGUCCUUUCACAACACGGCAUCCUCCGCGGCGAAGCCCACGAAACGACCUCGACCCACCAAGAACGCCCCAACACCUCGCAGCGUUUACCCGGGCAUCAACCAACCCCCGAUCGCCGGCUAUCAGACGAGACCUCCGAUCCCCAUCAUUUGUCCCGCAGGAUGUAUUUGCAACCUUCACAUUAAUGACUUGGGCCUGACGGUGAACUGUAAGGAGAAAGGCUUUCACAACAUCUCAGACCUUCUGCCACGGCCCCUCAAUGCCAAGAAAUUAUAUCUCAGCGGUAACCUCAUCCAGAAAAUCUACCGUUCAGAUUUCUGGAACUUCUCAAGUUUGGAUUUACUGCAUUUGGGCAACAACCGGAUAUCUUACGUGCAGGAGGGCGCUUUCAUCAACCUGCCAAACUUAAAAAGUUUAUAUCUGAAUGGCAAUGACAUUGAAAGGCUCACCCCCGGAAUGUUUCGAGGACUUCAGAUGUUGACUCUGCUCUAUUUCGAGUACAACGUCAUACGUGAGAUACAGCCCAACUCCUUCUCCCUGAUGCCCAAUCUGCAACUGGCUUUUCUCAAUGACAAUUUGCUGCGCUCCCUCCCCGAUGACGUCUUUGCCGGCACCAACCUCGCUCGCCUCAACCUUCGCAACAAUUACUUCCUAACCCUGCCUGUCCGCGGAGUCCUGGAGCACCUCACCUCGAUUGUCCAGAUUGAUCUCCAUCAGAACCCCUGGGAGUGCUCGUGCGAUAUCAUCCCCCUCAAACAAUGGCUGGAAAAGCUCUCCUCGGUCAUCGUGGUUGGAGACGUCAUCUGCAAGACGCCAGAGUUUGCCUUUGGGAAGGAUUUGCGCUCACUCGAGGUUGAAGUCCUUUGUCCCAAACUUAAGCAUUUCUCAGGCCCGUUGCCGGCUCGGCCCGCUGGGGACGACCUCACCGCCGGCAGCGCGGGAAUGGGGGAGGCGGGUGGAAGAGACGCAGUUCCGCUGUCCGUCCUCAUCCUGAGCCUCCUCAUCCUCUUCAUCUCUGCUGUGUUUGUCGCAGCCGGGCUGUUCGCCUUCGUUCUGCGCCGGAGGAAGAAACUGCCCUUCAGGAAGCGCUCGGAGGUGGAUCUCACGGGGAUCCAGAUGCAGUGCAGGAUCUUUGAAGACGCACCCAGGCAGAGUAGCGCCGUCAAUACAAGCACACUGGAGAAGCCAACCUCCAGCUUGCACGCUCACACUCAUCCCAGCCACACACAUUCCCAUGGCCAUGUUUAUGAUUACAUCCCCCACCCCGUGACUCAGAUGUGCAACAACCCCAUUUAUAAGCCCCGGGAGGGGGAGAUAGCUGCAACAUCGGAUGACGACAGAGGGCAGUUUUCAGCCAAGAGAGACAAUGGAAGCAGCAGUAGCAGCAACAGCUACAGAACCGUGUUCGAGAAAGAAAGAGAGUGGAGCCUCUCCGUCUCCAACUCCCAACUCAACACGAUCGUCGCUGUCAACCACACCACAGCCGACUUUGCGGGACUCCACGAGAACGGCGGGCUCUGCCCGACUGUGAUCGACAGUCAGAGGCCCACACCGACCGUCGCUUUUGUGGACUGCGUUUAUGGGACUGCCCCCAAACUAAAGAACAUGCACGUGGCACAUGCUCACCCACCUGGCAUGCAGUACCCAGAUUUGCAACAGGACGCUCGGCUGAAGGAGACUUUGCUUUUCACGGCGGGGAAAGGCUGCUACCCUGAACCGUCCCAAAGCGAUUACCCGGAGUUAAGGGCCAAACUUCAAACCAAGCCGGAUUACCUCGAACUGUUGGAAAAAUCGUAUCGGUUUUAACAUUUGUAGCCCGGUGGAGAAAGGCAUCAAUGACGUUGUCAGUUUGCUAUCCUUAAAACACAACCGCCCGAAACCAAUAUUAAAAUCAAGUCAUUCUGGACAGCAUGAGAUGAAUUGAAAAUAGAUUGCCGUGCCGCCCAAAUCGAGAUGGAGGAAAGGCUGUUCUCAGAUAUUUCCAUCAAGUGCCUUUUUUUCAGAGUAGCCAGCAAUGUCAGCAUCUGUUAUUUUUUAUAAUAUAGAUAUCACUACUUGCUGAGAAGAGUGUAUUACAGGAGGUAAGAGAUGCAUUGGGGAAUUAAAAAUAUAUAUAUACACCACAAUCCUGACAUACAAUAAGAUCCUUUGUUUCUGGAAUUCCCAUGACACACGGGAGCAGGACGUCUCUCUGAAUUGGUGGGUUAUUCUCUGCCUCUUCUACCCCUCACUAGGAUCGACAAAAACCCCGGAGGCCGUGCACAUUAAGGCGAUGGGAAAUCAUUGAAAGAAGGAUAAAACAAAUAUGAAUUUGAACUGCCGCAUUGCCGCAUGCACUCGGUGCAGUGCAGGAAGAUGAGGGUUGGCGGUGGUGUCGGGUGGGGGGGUUGCAGGGGGCGGUUGCAGUUCAUCACAUUGUGAACAAAGAUACUGCAACGCAUUACAGUUGAGUGUUCUAUUUAAUUUUGAUAUCCUAUGACUAUGUUUGUGACUAUUAAUUAGGACAUUUGUCUUGAUCGGGGUGCUUCUCAUAAAGGGACGCGCCGGUGGUGAUGAAACAUUUGUGAAUAUUAUCAGACAACGCUCAAGGUUUUAUGGAUAUUUCCAUGCACUUUGUUUAGGGCCCCACGCUCCACGCAAUUGCCUCUGGACCCCGCCCCCUCCUCCCCCGCCCUCGCCCCACCAUCGCCCACUAACAGCUUUGUCUGACGCACUUUUCAUGUUUUCUCUCUCACACAAAGAUUUGAAGAAAAAUGUGCAUAUAUUUAUUCUGUAAUUUCAGUGACAACUUUAAUUGUAAAGGUAAUGUUAAAUCAAUGUACAGUGAUUAUGCGUCUGGUAUAGCCUUCUUAAAUAAAAAGAAACUCUUAAAACAGAUGUCACAUCAA